Messenger RNA from Chelonus insularis, 2221 nucleotides. RefSeq lists its product as uncharacterized. NCBI's taxonomy places the organism in Eukaryota, Metazoa, Arthropoda, Insecta, Hymenoptera, Braconidae. The transcript has 6 exons. The coding region runs from base 90 to 2102 and encodes 670 amino acids. The record is from RefSeq and is a predicted model, not a curated record.
CAAGCAUUGCCGGUGUUUGAUGUUCAGUGAUAUGUAAUACUCGUUAAUGAACGAUAGUGUAGGCAGUAAAAAGAUUAAAAUAAUAAACAAUGGUUAAUUCAAAGGAUAUUGAUGAUAUUAAUGCUGCAAUUAUUGCUCUGUUGAGAGUUCAAAAAAAUCAAACAAUCCCAAUAAUAAAGAUUGACCGGAGAUAUUAUGAAGAAACCGGAGCACGCAUUCCAUACAAGAAAUUAGGAUUCCUAAACCUCGUUGAUUAUUUUAAGACUGUGCCUGGUGUUGAAGUAAUUACAGUGGAUAAUGUUAAUUACGUAAAUGUUAUGGGAAUAAAAAAUUCACAACACAAUUGUGAUCAUCAAACUAAUCAAGAAAAAUCUGUAACUCCAAUAAAUUCAUAUGGAUCUAUCAAAAAAACUUAUAAAAAUGUUCCACAAUGUAUUCUUUCUAUUUUGGAAAAAUCAUCAAGAGGUUUAUCAAAGACAAAAUUGAUAAGAGAAUUGAGACUUAAUUAUUGUCUUAAUGAAUCAACUAAAAGUCUUAAUUAUCAUUUAAAGACUCUUCGUAAGAUGAUUACAAUGAAAAAUGGAUUGAUUUAUGCUAAAGCAGAAGAUGAUAUUGAAUCUCCACCAAGUGUUCCUGUUGGCUCUCAGAAACAAUUAUGUUUGGAUGAUGUUGUUACCACAACAACCACUGAUUAUCAGUCAGUUGGAGAAAUAUUAGUUACUGAUUUAAAGAUGAAUAAUAAUGGUAAAAUUGGAAUUAAUUUAAUUGAAGUAGAGGUUGUUGAAAGCUACUCACCAUCAUUUUUCUGGAUUCAUUUGUUGAAAAAUAAAAAACAAUUCCACAUAAUGAUGACAACUCUAGGAGAAUUUUAUGCGUUACAUUAUCCAGACCAGAAGGUUCCAAUUGCUAAGCUCAAACGGGGAUUAAAUAUUGCUUGUUUAUUUGACGGAAAAUGGCAUAGAGCGGUGAUUAAAAGUAUUGAUCCUAAUGACAAAGUGACAGUAAUGUUCUAUGACUUUGGUACUCUAUACAAGUGUCUAUCUAAUGAAGUAUAUUAUCUUCAUCAGUCAUUUAUGGAUCUUCCAGCUCAAGCUGUUCCAUGUAGAUUGUAUGGUGUUGCUCCUCAGGAUGGUGAUAAAUGGCCCAAAAGAGUUCGAGAUUUUUUUAAUCAGUGGGUUUAUGAGAGACCGCUAUGGGCUAACAUAAUUGAAGCAGACGUUAAGAAAAAAUCAAUAUCAGUUACUCUAGUGGAUACCUCAGAGAAUGAUGACUUUAUCAUCAACGACUGGUUGAUUCAUAAUAAAAUGGCAAAAGUGAAACGAGUGGGCUGUGUUGAUCCAGAAGAUUUAAACCUAUAUGUUUAUGAAUUUAGUGAAUAUUAUAUCGAUGAGGAUGGAGAGUAUGAGACAGUAAUUCCAACAACUCGUUAUCCAGAAUCCAAUAGUGGACCUAUUUUAUCUAUGAGCAGUUCACCUAAAAGUGUUGGUUCUUUAAACAACAAACUUGAACUACAUGAUUAUGAUUGGAAAGCAUUCAAAGCUCAAGUGCGAAAAAAGAUUGAUGAAUUCAUUGUGUUAACUUUAAAAAUGUUUGAUGAAUUUAUGAAAAAGAAUAUGGAGUCAAAUGCUGAUGGAAUCAUUCAAAACUUUAUUGGUGAAUCAUUAACUGAUUCAAUAAUGGAGAUCUUGUUUUCUUUUCUUGAUUUAGAUCUUCAAGCACAAUUUUCAAAUGCCUCAGUUGUUUCUUCGAAUGAGUCUAUUGCUGAUAUAGAUGAUGAACGAUCACAUACAGUUAAUAAGUCUGCUGAAGAAUCAUCAUCAUUUGAUAAUAUCUCCAAUUUAAUAUCUAAAGUUAGAAACAAAGUAACAAUACGAAGUCAUCCAGACACAUUAGUUCAAAAAGCAGUCUCAAAAUUUUUCAAAAGUAGAAUUAUUAAUAAGUCAGAAAAUUCGAGUUCAUUUGCAGAAAGUAUUAUGAAUAUAAAUCCGUUUGAACCAGAUUUUUUUAUCAAUGAUAAGUUGAAAAAGAGUGAAACUGAACCACCACCGUUACCUCCUAGACCAUUUAAUAACUCGUCAAAUCAUUGGAAUCCUUUCCUAUGAUCAAAGUGAUGACAACGAGCUAUAAUCUGUGUUUAAAAAAUCAAACAUAUCCAUUUAUGUUUUUAAAUAUUUAUUAAUUUUUAAUAACAUUUUUAUAAUGAGUGCUAAUCAUGGUUAAU